AUGUCUAACAAAUGGAGCCGGACAGUAAGCUUAUCUCCAUCACUAACAGCGUCACAAACAGAUAUAGUACUUGAAGAUGCCAGAGAAAAUGGAUUUGCUCUUUCACUUGAUGACGUCAGAAAUAUAUUCCAAGCUAAAUGCGAUGAUUUUAAUAUUCGCGCGACAGAUAAGUUAUUUACAAGAUUUGAAAGGCAGCUUCUUGAUAAACCCUUUCUUAAAGUCUUCCAAAUGGAAUCUACAUCAAUUGGACCACUGGCUUCUGCAUCAAUUCGUAAUAUACUCACAGUUCAUCCUAACUUCAAAGUAAUACAACUUGCAGGAAAUUCUAUCGGAAAUAAAGGCGCAAUCGAAUUUGCACAGUUGAUUUUGAAUACUAGUAGUAUUGUUUCGAUAGAUUUAUCAUCUAACGGUAUAGAGGAUAAAGGAAUGGCUGCAAUAUUUAAUGCAAUGAGAAGAAAUAAAACAAUUAUCUCAUUAAAUCUUGGAAGUCGUCCAGGUAUGACAAGAAAUUCAAUCGGAAAUGAAGCAGCUGCUGCAUUAUCCCAGAUGCUUGCUAAUAACCUCGUCUUGUCUGAAUUAGACUUAUCAAUGGUUGAAAUUACAGUUGAAAACGUCGGUACUAUUGCAUCUGGUCUUUCAAAGAAUACAACACUUUGCGAACUUAAUCUCUCGAAUAACAACAUCCAAUCAAGGGGUGUUGCCCAAAUUUUACCAUGUUUAGUUUCAUCAAGAGUAUCUGCACUCAGACUUUCAGGAAAUCACCUCAAAGAUGACUGUGGAACAUACUUCGCUAACUUCUUCAAGCAAAAUAAAAACGUAAAUACAAUUGAUAUUUCAAAUAACGGAUUAACAGCAAGAUUUAUUGCUACUAUUGCUCCAACAAUUACAAAAUGCGAAGCAAUCAAGGAGUUUAACCUUUCUAAGAAUCCUUUGACCGGAAGAAGUGCGGAAAUUUUCUCAAAGAUUAUAUCUGCAAAUUCAACGCUCAAAUCCCUCAUUCUUCAAGCAUGCAAGAUAGAUUUAACAGGAAUUAAGGAGUUUGCUCUAGGUUUGGCUCAAAAUCGUGGUUUACAAGUUUUGAAUUUGUCUAAUAACUCAUUAAGAGAUGAUGGCCUUGAUUCUUUAAGUCGCGCAUUUGUAUCUCAGCGUGGUCUCGAGCAACUUUUCUUAGAUUUAACAGAAAUGGGUGAUAAAUCAUGUGAUUCAAUUUUCACAGCCCUGUCAAAGUCAGAAACAAUUAAAUCUAUUUCCAUUAAGAACAAUCUUGUUAAAGAUGGAGCACCAAUACUCCAAUUCAUCCAGAAUAACUCAAAAUGCAGAAAAUUAAGUAUUGAAUACAAUGAUAUUUCUUAUGCAUAUAUCCAACAGAUUUCUAAAGCCGUUUCCCAAAACAAGCACAGAUGGCAACAGCAAAAUGAGUCUAAAACAACUUCUGGAACAAGAUCUCUUGAAGAAUUGGAAAACGAACUUAAUGAUUGCAGAGAAAUGAUCAAAGCACAGAGAGAUGAUAUUAUUUCUCUUAACACAAGCCUCGAAAAUGCUCAGAAAGAGCAAAUUGAGACAAGAAAGAAUCAAAUCCAUAAUUUGAGUACAUUAGAAAUCGUUGAUCGCGGAGCUUCAAAGACACUAAGGAAUCUUCUUGAUGAAAAUCGUAAUUAUUUGGAUAAAAUGGACCACGAAUUGAAUGUUGCCAAACAAGAGUUCAAUGUUAUUGCUUCAGACCUCGAUAAUGAGAGAGAACGCUUUAAUGCUGAUAUGUCUGGCAUUGCUUCUUUAGGAAGACAAAUAGAAGCAAAUCAAGAAAAAUAUGAAAAAGAAUUACAUGAAUUAGAUGUUCAAAUCAGAGAUAAAAUAUUGGAAUACAAAGCUGCAUGCGUUCUUUUAGAAAAUGCUUUCAAAGAUGCCAAAAAUCCUAAACCUAAAGCAGGGGGUGAAUCCCAGGAAUCCCCUGGAAAAGGUGCUGGUUCUAAGAAGAGCAGGAAGAAAUCAACAGCUGCAAAGAGCAAAUCGGAAGAUCCGGAGAACAAGGAGGGCGAAGAAGAGCAGCCAAAAUCUGCUGAAGAGCAAGAAGCUGCUCCUCCUGCAGAAGAAGGUCAAAAAUCGGUCAAAUCUAAAAAGUCAAAGAAAUCUAAGAAGAAAUGA
Messenger RNA from Trichomonas vaginalis G3, 2142 nucleotides. RefSeq lists its product as uncharacterized. NCBI's taxonomy places the organism in Eukaryota, Parabasalia, Trichomonadida, Trichomonadidae. Gene Ontology annotation, molecular function: small GTPase binding; GTPase activator activity. Bases 1 to 2142 code for a protein of 713 amino acids. Gene Ontology annotation, cellular component: perinuclear region of cytoplasm; cytosol; nucleus. The transcript has a single exon. Gene Ontology annotation, biological process: nucleocytoplasmic transport; activation of GTPase activity. The record is from RefSeq and is a predicted model, not a curated record.